Cucurbita maxima (winter squash) is the source of this 2491-nucleotide messenger RNA. Its product is annotated as OBERON-like protein. The coding region runs from base 181 to 1641 and encodes 486 amino acids. The record is from RefSeq and is a predicted model, not a curated record. Lineage: Eukaryota; Viridiplantae; Streptophyta; Magnoliopsida; Cucurbitales; Cucurbitaceae. The transcript has 8 exons.
UCUAUUACUCGACUUCUGAUGCUUCGUGCUGUGUUCUUCUGCUGCAUUUUUUCUCAUUCCCGCGAAAAUAUUUCUCUGCUUAAUCUCUCUGCUUUCUCCUUCUUACUUCCCAGUAUAAAUUAUGACUGCUAGACAGUGCGAACCCUAAAGUUCUCUGGAUGUCUGAUUAAGUUCUUCGAGAUGUCAGGGGAUCCUGUGGAGACUGAAGUUCUUGGGGAUAUUAAUGGCUGCAGACCUAAGGAAAAUAAAAAUGAUCUUAUCCUGAGGCCAGUUUCUCAAGAUGAAUCUGGGGAGGGCUUGCCAUAUGCUCCUGAAAAUUGGCCCAAUCUUGGUGAUAACUGGAGUUGGAGGGUGGGAAGGAGGGUUGCUAUAACUGGUCAUUUUCAGGAUAGAUACCUUUAUUCUCCUCGUGGAAUUGGUGUUUCCGGGAACUCAUCUCGUAGAGGGCAUGGUUUUGCAAGCAGGCUUUCAGUUGAAAGAUAUAUCCAGUCUGAGUUCCCUGAUGCGGACGUUGAUGCAUUUUUUGCCUCAUUCAGCUGGAAGAUACCAGCAAAGAAGUCUUCUUUAGCACAAGGUCAUCGAAUAAAACAAAUUUCAUGCCCUUUGCCCUCAAAAGAGACGGAAGAAUGCUCAGCAUCUGAUUCCCAGAUUGAUAGGGUGGUUUGCAAGGCGGGAAAUAAAAACUGUAAUAGUUUAUCUGUUGCAGAAACUCCAUCUUUAUUAAAAUCAAUGUCCUGUGAUAUUUGCUGCAGUGAACCUCAGUUUUGCCGUGAUUGCUGCUGUAUACUUUGCAGCAAGACUAUAGACACGACCAUGGAAAGUUGUAGCUACAUAAAGUGUAAAGCAAUGGUGGGUGAUGGCUAUAUUUGUGGACAUCAUGCCCAUAUAAAAUGUGGUCUUAAAUCGUAUAUGGCUGGGACUGUUGGAGGAAUCAUUGGAUUGGAUGCUGAGUAUUAUUGUCGUCGUUGUGAUGCCAGAACGGAUUUGGUCUCACAUGUUGAAAGAUUUUUGCAGUUAUGUCAAUCAACCGACUGUCGUGAUGACAUUGGGGAGAUCUUAAGUCUUGGUUUAUGCAUUUUGCGUGGUUCUCGCAAAAUGAGAGCAAAGGAGUUGCUAAGACAUUUUAAAUUGAACAUUGCGAAGCUUAAAACUGGGACUUGCUUGGAAGAGGUUUGGAAGAUGGAGGAAGACAGCUCAGCCAAUUGCACUGAUGCACCUGAUAAUGCUGAUUCUACAGAAGGCUCUCAUGACAAUUCCGACUCCAUUAUCAGCUCAGAGUGGACUAUCUCCACUCCUUUUGAUCAUUGGAUUGAGUCCCUAAAACUUGAAAAUGAGAUUGAUCAGGUUCUGCAGGCACUGAAAAAAUCACAAGAGUUUGAGUAUAAUUUAGCAGAAGAAAAGCUUCUAUCACAUAAAAAUUAUCUACAUAAUCUCUUUCAGCAACUUGACAAGGAGCAAAUUGAACUUGGACAUCAAUCAUCGUCAACAGGACAAAAUGUUUUCCUGGAUAAUGUAACAAACAGAGUGGAUCAAAUAAAACGAGAAGUUAAAAGGCUCAAGAGAAUGGAAAAGGUUGCUGAUGGAUUUGGAAUGACUCCUAAAGAUAUCCUCAAGGAGGACUUCGAUUUGGAUGUUGAGUAGAUACACGGACGCCUUAGGCCGUUGUGAUGCCGCACAAAAGUUCACUGAACUCUGUUGGUUCUUUUAGCCUUAUGUGGGCUUUAAUAGUUUGUUAUUACUGUUUAUUAUUUGGCUUCACGAGGCUGUGUAUGAUAUCGAGAAGUCAUUUCUACUUCGCAAGUAGAUUUUACUUUAUGAGAAUAGCUGGAUUCAGUAAGCAAGAUACUGAAACUGUGCAGUUGUGGAGUUGCCGGAAAGAGUUUAGAUUAGAGAUAUUUUGGUGUCUUGUGUUCAACCCUCUGCAAUGAGUUUUCACGAUAAACUUCCUCGCCCCCGUUGGUUGCUUGACGGAUUUGGUUUUAGUGGCUUCUGUGGAGCUCAAUUGAGGAUCCUGUCUGUUUGGUUCAGGCUUCUUAUCACUACAUGCCGAAGAGGUACUUUCUUCUGAUAACAGUGCUAAAAUUAGAACAUAUUUGAGGCCCCCUAAAAAAAAAAGAAAAGUCGAUUCCAUUUAUUACAUAGAAAGGAGGCUUAGUGGAAUGUGGUGAAACCGCCAUUUUAUUUAUCAUCCUGAUGAUGAUGAUUUUGGGACCUACUGUUGACAGUUGACGUGUGAAUGACUUUCUUCUGUUCACGACAAAAAAGGCCACAGCGAUGCAGUCAUUCCACGUCCAAAAGUACUAUGAUGAAAGUUGGGAUCAACGCCUGAUUCAUAUGGUCAGCCACAUGGUACAACAAUAACUCUUUUGGGCUUUUGUUUGUCAUAUUGUAUAUAGAGACAAGCACAUAAAGCUCUCAUUUUUCUCUUGCAUUUAAUUUUAAUGACUGAAUAUAGAAUCUGUGUCAAUAUAAGACACUCAAAAUUCUCCAA